This is a messenger RNA of Ostrea edulis (European flat oyster), 582 nucleotides long. RefSeq names its product EGF-like domain-containing protein comC. Lineage: Eukaryota; Metazoa; Mollusca; Bivalvia; Ostreida; Ostreidae. The coding region runs from base 1 to 582 and encodes 193 amino acids. The record is from RefSeq and is a predicted model, not a curated record. The transcript is spliced from 4 exons.
AUGAGUAUACAUGAAGCUGUUGAUGGGACAGGGUCUACUGACAUCAAUACAUCUGUGUAUAUGACAGAAGAGGAAGCUAUAACGAGUUGUACAGAAUUUAUGGACCAAUCACCGUCUUUUAAAGUGUGCAAAGACGUUCCAAAUGUUGAUCCUAAUAUUGCCAUCAACACAUGUGUUCUUGAUAUUUUGCUUACUAACUCCACCCAAUGGAUGAUCGACGCGAGAGAAGGUAUUAAAGGAAAAUGUUUAGCUGAAGUCAGGGUCAAUGCAACUCUUCAAAACGAGACAGAAAGCGGUGGGGCUUCCAUAGCUGAAAUAGUUAAAAAUAUUUCGUGUAUCAACGAUUGCUUAGGGAAAGGAAAAUGUCAGAACGGUAGUUGCGUGUGUGAGAUGGGUUUUGGCGGAGGCGACUGUGGGAUAGAUUUAUCCAUUCCACCAAUCAUCUAUGGUAUUGUAGACAGUGGACUAUGUGACCUUGAACUACUAUCAUGUACAUCAGCGAACUUGGAGGGUGACGGUUUUACCAGCGAAGGGAAUCCAACUUGUAGAAUGCGGACAUUUCAUUUACUAAAAUCUUAUUAA